UUGAAUGCAUAUUGUGAGUGAGGAAUAGAGGAAAUUCAAAAUGGAGUACUUGAAUUUUGUGUGUUUGAUUGUUGCAGGUUUAUUGAGUGGAUGGGCUUUUGUAUUUAGGUUUCUCAAGAGUGUGAACGAGUGGUAUUAUGUUGGCAGGAUGGGAGAAGUGGCACUCUCUCUCCCACCAGGUGAUUUGGGAUGGCCUUUUCUUGGGAACAUGUUGCCUUUCAUCAAGUCUCUAAGUGCUGGUGACCCUAAUUCUUUCAUCAAUAGCCUCGUAUCCAGAUACGGGAAGACAGGCAUCUACAAAACCCACUUGUUAGGGAGCCCAACUGUCAUCGUUUGCUCGCCCAAAUUAUGCCGGCUUGUCUUAACACAUGACGAGAAUUUCAAACCUGGUUAUCCUAAAUCCACCAGUAUUUUAGCAGGGAGAAAAUCCCUACAUAAUGUUUCAAGCGUAGAACACAGGCGUCUGCGCCGUCUGCUCACAACUCUCAUCAACGGACACCAAGCGCAAGCAAUAUAUGUCGAACAUAUAGAGGACAUUGUUAGUAAUUCCUUGGAUGAAUGGGCUAGCAUGAACAAGCCAUUUGAGCUCUGCACAGAAAUGAAGAAGACUAUCUUCAAGGUCAUGAUGCACGUUUUCAUGGGUUCUGUUAGUGAUUCUACUUUCUCAACAACACAGAAUCUGUUUAAUGACUUUUUUAAGGGAAUAGUUUCCUUGACCAUUGAUAUCCCCGGGUUUGCUUUCCAUAAAGCACGCAAGGCAAGAAAAGAGUUGGUGAAAAUCAUUCAAUCUAUCUUGGACAAAAAGAGGAUGACGGCUAAAAGUGACGAUCAACACAAGGGAAAGAAAGAUAUGAUGGAUUUGCUAAUGGAGGCUGAGGAUGAGGAUGGUCAAAAAUUGGAAGAUGAGGAUAUCAUAGCUUUGCUGCUCGGUUUCUUCUCAGCUGGUUUUGGGAGCACGACAACUAAUACAUUACGGGCAAUAGUAAACCUAGCAAACCAUCCUGAAGCCCUAAAACAAGCUAAGGAAGAACAAGAGGAGAUCACGAAGAGAAGGCCAUCUACCCAGAAAGGAUUGAACUUAAAGGAUAUUAGACAAAUGGAAUAUCUUGCCAAGGUAAUUGAUGAGAUGUUGCGCAUAACAAAUGUCACAGGGUUAUUCCGAGAGGCAAACGACAAUAUUAGCAUCGAUGGCUACACAAUACCAAAAGGAUGGAAAAUUUAUGUCUGUCUUGGACCUAUUCAUAUGGAUCCUGAAACUUAUGAAAGCCCACAAGAUUUUAAUCCGUCAAGAUGGGAUAAUAUACAAGUCAAAGGAAGGACUUUCCUUCCCUUUGGAGCAGGAAGCAGAUCUUGUCCUGGAAUGGACUUGUCCAAGCUUGUCAUGGCCGUUUUCCUUCAUUUAUUUGUCCUUAACUACAAGCUCAAGCGACUUAAUCCAGAAUCUCCACUACGUCACUCAAUGAUGGGACCAAUGGCCGAAGACAACUACCUCGUUGAAGUUAUAAAGAUCCCAUAAACCAUCCUAAUAUCUACAUGUGAUGCUUUGUUUUGGGUCAUGUUUUACUUGCUUUAUUAAUAAAUGCCUUGCACCAUGUAAUAGUGUGCAUGAAAAUGUUGUUAACUUAUCAUAUAUAUAAUCAUAUUAGCCUUCUAUUCCAAAGA
Molecule: messenger RNA, 1662 nt
Organism: Corylus avellana
Lineage: Eukaryota; Viridiplantae; Streptophyta; Magnoliopsida; Fagales; Betulaceae
Product: beta-amyrin 11-oxidase
Biological process (GO): multicellular organism development; sterol metabolic process; brassinosteroid homeostasis
Cellular component (GO): endoplasmic reticulum
Molecular function (GO): heme binding; iron ion binding; ent-kaurenoic acid monooxygenase activity
Source: RefSeq, a predicted model, not a curated record